Molecule: messenger RNA, 417 nt
Organism: Lagenorhynchus albirostris (white-beaked dolphin)
Lineage: Eukaryota; Metazoa; Chordata; Mammalia; Artiodactyla; Delphinidae
Gene: TSHB
Product: thyroid stimulating hormone subunit beta
Exons: 2
Coding region: 1-417 (138 amino acids)
Biological process (GO): G protein-coupled receptor signaling pathway
Cellular component (GO): cytoplasm; extracellular region
Molecular function (GO): hormone activity
Source: RefSeq, a predicted model, not a curated record
AUGACUGCUAUCUUCCUGAUGUCCAUGCUUUUUGGCCUUGCAUGUGGGCAAGCAAUGGCUCUUUGUAUUCCAACUGAGUAUAUGAUGCAUGUUGAAAGGAAAGAGUGUGCUUACUGCCUAACCAUCAACACUACCAUCUGUGCUGGAUAUUGUAUGACACGGGACUUCAAUGGCAAGCUGUUUCUUCCCAAAUAUGCUCUGUCCCAGGAUGUUUGUACAUAUAGAGACUUCAUGUACAAGACUGUAGAAAUACCAGGAUGCCCACGCCAUGUUACUCCUUAUUUCUCCUACCCUGUAGCUAUAAGCUGUAAGUGUGGCAAGUGUAAUACUGACUAUAGUGAUUGUAUACAUGAAGCCAUCAAAACAAACUACUGUACCAAACCUCAGAAGUCCUAUGUGGUGGGAUUUUCUAUCUAA